Messenger RNA from Yarrowia lipolytica CLIB122, 1548 nucleotides. RefSeq lists its product as uncharacterized. The record is from RefSeq and is a predicted model, not a curated record. Gene Ontology annotation, biological process: GABA catabolic process. Gene Ontology annotation, cellular component: cytoplasm. NCBI's taxonomy places the organism in Eukaryota, Fungi, Ascomycota, Dipodascomycetes, Dipodascales. Gene Ontology annotation, molecular function: succinate-semialdehyde dehydrogenase (NAD+) activity.
AUGUUGCGAGCCCUGAAUACCGUCCAGCGACUUUCCAGCACCCGAGCCAUGUCCACCUCUUCCAUUUCGUCUCUGCUUAAGAACCCCAAUCUUCUGCGAAACCAGGGCUAUGUCAAUGGUCAGUGGGUCUCCUCCAAGACCGGAGACACUUUCAGCGUUGAGAACCCAGCCACUGGCGAGACUCUGGGCCAGGUGCCCGAGUUCUCUGUCGCCGAGGCCGAUGAGGCUGUCCAGCACGCACAGACUGCCUUCAAGACCUUCAAACAUACCACUGGACGAGAGCGAUCCAAGAUGCUGCGAAAGUGGUACGAUCUGAUGCAGGAGAAUGCUGGUGAUCUGGCCACCCUGGUGACUCUGGAGAACGGUAAGUCCCUCGCUGACGCCAAGGGCGAGAUUGGCUACGGAGCAUCUUUCUUCGAGUGGUUCUCCGAGGAAGCUCCUCGAAUCUACGGAGACAUCAUUCCAUCCGCCAACCCCGCCAACCGAAUCUACACAAUCAAGCAGCCCAUCGGAGUCUGCGGAAUCAUCACCCCCUGGAACUUCCCCUCGGCCAUGAUCACCCGAAAGGCUGCUGCUGCUGUUGCUGCUGGCUGUACCAUGGUGAUCAAGCCUGGUUCCGAAACCCCCUACUCUGCCCUUGCUCUGGCUUACCUGGCUGAACAGGCCGGCAUCCCUAAGGGUGUUGUCAACGUGGUCACUACUAAGAAGAACACUCGAGCUUUUGGUAACGCCCUGUGCGAGAACCCGACCGUCAAAAAGGUUUCUUUCACGGGCUCCACUGGUGUCGGAAAGACCCUUAUGGGCGCAUCGGCCUCCACUCUUAAGAAGCUGUCCUUUGAGCUCGGUGGCAACGCUCCCUUCAUUGUGUUUGAGGACGCCGAUAUUGACCGGGCUGUCGACGGAGCUAUUGCGUCCAAGUUCCGAGGCACUGGCCAGACCUGUGUCUGUGCAAACCGAAUUUAUGUGCACGAGAGCAUCGCCGAGAAGUUUGCUGAGCGAAUGGCAGCCGUGGUCAAGGACUUCAAGGUUGGAAACGGUCUCGACCCUAACACCACCCAUGGCCCUCUUAUCCACGAGGGAGCCAAGGGCAAGAUCCAGGAGCAGGUUGACGAUGCUGUCAAGAAGGGAGGAAAGGUACUCAUUGGAGGCUCCGACGCCCCUGAGAUCGGAAAGGCCUUUUUCCAGCCUACCGUCAUUUCCGGGGCCAAGUCUGAUAUGCUGAUUGCCUCCGAGGAGACGUUUGGUCCCAUUGCUGCCAUCUUCCCCUUUAAGACCGACGCUGAGGUCAUUGAGCUUGCCAACAAGGCAGAGGUCGGUCUGGCCGGCUACUUCUACUCCAAGGACGUGUACCGAAUCCAACAGGUUGCCGAGGCUCUCGAGGUCGGAAUGGUCGGUGUUAACACCGGUCUGAUGACGGAGUGUGCUCUGCCCUUUGGCGGUAUCAAGGAGUCUGGCUUUGGCCGAGAGGGCUCCAAGUACGGCCUGGAUGACUACAUGGUGCUCAAGACUAUUGUUGUGUCUGGCGUCGAGCCCCACAUUCAGCCUUAA